UACACAACAACGUUCAGUGUUACCAACAAAUUAACUUCUUCUUUCAAUCAAUCACAGUUGGAGCUAGCUCAUGGUGGUUCAAGUUGCUUUGCUCAGAAUAUUUCACUUCAAGAAUGUUCAUCUCCAACACCCAACAAUGUUCCAGUCAACCCAUCAAGUGGUGUCUACAACACUCAAGCUAACUUCCAGUGUUCCCAUGGUUCAACUUUAUUUUAUUUAAAUGGAACAGCUGGAAACACUGCAACCAAAUGCCUUGCUACAGCAGAGUGGGAGAAUGAAAAGAUAGUUCAAUGUUUGACUGUGUCAUACAACGGGAUUGAGCUGAAAUUUUACGCUAUUCGAAAAACAUACGAGCAAGCCAAGACUGCUUGUGAGUCCGACAACGCCCAGCUAGUAGUGGUGAAGAGUCAAGCAAUGCAAGAUAUCAUCACUCCACACCUCGAUUCCACGAUUAGUUACAUUGCAUGGGGACAAUAUGAUUACAGUGUUGGUUAUUGGAUGGGGCUCAGGAAAUUAGCAGGUGCAAAUAUACACGACUACAAAGCUCUUGAUGGUACCACCUACGUCAACAAGCCCGCAUAUACAAACUGGAACAAUGUGGAACCGAACGCUCUGAAGUCUCAAUUAGCUUGUGCGUAUAUGUGUCCCUACAAUACUGUGUAUGGGAUAAAUAGAGCGUAUAAUCGGUUGAGCGACAAUGCGUUAUUUGAUGUUAGUAAAGGUGGCUGGUGGACCAAUUUCUGCACCCUGUACAAUUACUAUAUUUGUCAAAGAGCCUUCUGCGCAACGAACCCUUGUAUACAUGGAUCGUGUGUUGCUUUGGCGACAAGCUACAAAUGUAAUUGCGAUCCUGGUUACUCUGGAUCUCUGUGUGACGAUGAUCUAUGCUUCCCCCAGCCUUGUCAGAACGGUGGGAGUUGUAACAGAGUUCCCGGCAACUACACUUGUUCAUGCUUGAAUGGCUUUGUUGGAAGGAAUUGUGAAACAGGACAACCAACACCAACAACUCCCACAACUGGUGGUACUCCACCAACCAUCCCCGAUAACUUGGGUGUUAUAUUCGGAGCUGUGUUAGGUGUAGUGGGAGCUCUUAUAUUGAUCAUCAUUCUUGUUUAUCAUUUUUUUAUCAGACCAAACAAGAAAGAUGUAACUGUUGCUAUGCUCAAUCCCGAAAUACCUGGAUCUUUCAAACUACCACGUUAUGUUGAUAUCACCCUUCCACAAGAAGUGUCAUACGAAAACUUAAAAGAAGAAAAUAUUGAUCCAAGCUCAACAAAUUAUGAAAACAUGAGAAACAACGUAUCAGUUAAUCGAGAUGAAGAAGGUUAUGUUGAACUAAAGCAACUGGAUCCUUGUGGACAGGUUGUAACCAGUAGUGAGAAUGGUGGGUAUGAAACAGCCAUUGUUAGAGUGAACGAGGAACCAGAAUACGUGAGCAUUGCCCAACUUCCACAACCACUGUAUGAGCCUAUUAAUCCACUGCCCUGACAAAGUGGUGACU
This is a messenger RNA of Ciona intestinalis (vase tunicate), 1501 nucleotides long. The record is from RefSeq and is a predicted model, not a curated record. Lineage: Eukaryota; Metazoa; Chordata; Ascidiacea; Phlebobranchia; Cionidae.